Molecule: messenger RNA, 4320 nt
Organism: Eriocheir sinensis (Chinese mitten crab)
Lineage: Eukaryota; Metazoa; Arthropoda; Malacostraca; Decapoda; Varunidae
Gene: wol
Product: dolichyl-phosphate beta-glucosyltransferase-like
Exons: 8
Coding region: 188-1168 (326 amino acids)
Cellular component (GO): endoplasmic reticulum membrane
Source: RefSeq, a predicted model, not a curated record
AUGUUAGUGAAGCCAAAAGCCGAGGAAUAGGAAGCGGCCGUGAGGUGUCAGACUGAGAGUGGGAGAGUCAGGAGAGUUCGUGACACUGUACUCUCACUUUCCUUCACCUGUCAUAACUAAAGAGACUAAUAACACCUGGGCCAGUGACAGAAGGCAGGAGACAGAAACGUGACUUCUCAAAAGACAGAUGGACAUCUUGUUCUUGCUGGGCUACUUAGCUGGCCUGGGUGUUGUUGCAGUCAUCCUACUAUGUAUGGGGAUCUACUUCACAAGUGAGACAUAUCCGUCAAUCCGGUCCCAUGAGUCUGAGGGCUUCUUUACUGACCCCUCCAGUGGGAAAAAGCAACCCUUUCCCUCCAUCACUGACUCACCGACCAGAUCCCUCACUGUGGUGGUGCCGGCAUACAAUGAGGAGAAGAGAUUGCCGGUGAUGCUGGAGGAGAGCCUCGCGUUUUUGGAAGAGAGAGCCAAAAAGGACCCUUCAUUUACCUAUGAGAUGAUCAUUGUUGAUGAUGGCAGCAAGGACAAAACUACAGAGGUUGGCUUGGGCUACAGCAAGAAGUUUGGCUGUGAUAAAGUUCGUGUUCUGACCCUAGCAUGGAACAGAGGCAAAGGAGGAGCAGUGAGAAUGGGAAUGUUUCGGGCCCGAGGGAAGCUGCUGCUGUUUGCCGAUGCUGACGGGGCCACCACCUUCUCUGAGUAUGACCGAGUAGAGGACAGCCUGAGGAGUGCAUGCAAAGAGGAGAGUGAGGUAAGCGAUGCGCUGGUGGUGUCCUGCGGGUCCCGUGCUCACCUGGAGGAGGAGUCUGUGGCCACACGCUCAUUCUUUCGCACGGUGCUUAUGUAUGGCUUCCAUUCCCUGGUGUGGCUGUUUGCUGUGCGUGGUGUGCGGGACACUCAGUGCGGCUUCAAGUUGCUCACCAGGAGAGCUGCACGCAUCCUUUUCAACAGCCUCCACGUAGAGAGAUGGGCUUUUGAUGUUGAAAUGCUGUACUUGGCGCAGUCUUUAGGGAUGCCCAUCGAGGAAGUGGCUGUGGAAUGGAAUGAAAUAGAAGGCACAAAGAUGACUCCAGUGCUGAGUUGGCUUGAAAUGGGACUGGACCUGAUCACCAUCUGGUUGCGAUACACCCUUGGGGCCUGGAGGAUAAGAGGAGAUAUAAAGAAGUGAAGGUUUACAGCAGAGAUUAAGACUAAUAGGGGCCAAUUUGAGCCUUGGUGCUCAGAAGUUGGAUGAGGGAGGUAGGCACAAGGAAAGGUGAAGGUGGGAUGAUAGGAGAGGAGACAGCAGAUGUAGGGGAUCCUGAAUAAGUGCAGAGGGUAUUGCUUGUCACACCCGUAGAUAGUUUAUGAUGAGACUGUGCAAAAGUGGAGCUGAAGGACUGCAAUGAGGCAGUGUUGUGCCCACCAGUAGAUAUUGUUGACUUGGUGCAUCUGUGUGCCUUAACAGUUUACAGUUUUGUUACCUAGAAUACUACUGAUAGUUGAUAUCAGCUGUCAGAAGUUUUCUGGGUAACAAAACCUGUUGACUGUGGUGAAUUGUAUGUGACUGUGGGGUCAGUAAGGAAAUGAAUAUGCUGGAAUAGGCAUUUUUAAGCUUCAUAUCAGAGCCAGCUUGCAUUUAAACUUCAAGAACUGACUGAUAAAACCAUAUACAUCUAAGAAAACAGAUCUCCAAUUUAAUUAACUUGUUUUAUACACACUACUACUUAUUGAAGAAAACUCAAGUCUGCUAAAAAAACUAGGUGGUGAAUACAUUCUAAGCUAAAUGAGGUGGCUUUAAUUCUCUGGUUGGACUACUGUGAAAUACCUUUAUCUUAUUUGAGCCACUGAUGAGAUAUUGUAUUGUAUAGGCUUUUACUGAACACAGACUAGGUGGGUCUACCCUACUACAGUUUUUAGAAUACUUUACAUGUUUUGUUGGGCUAAAAGUGGUUACUGAGAUCAGGCUCUGUCCUGCUGCACAUUUCUAACUGGGAUUUAGACGUUUAAAUUUUGCAUUCUUGAAAAAAAAAAAAAAAUAGGAAAAACAAGGAAGCAAAUACACAUCUCUGCCUUUAAGUCAAGAGAAAGGGGACCUAAACUGCUGCAGAAUAAAGCCAGAUUUGAGAACACCCAAUGUCUAGUGGAAGUUGUUUUAAUCUUCCUGCUGUUGAACAGUGAGAAAUUACAAAAUUGAUUUCUAAGGUUUAAAAUAGAUCUGAGAAAUUUCUCUAGUAGACUUUUGUGAAGUUAAUGAAGAAUUAUUAAAUCCAUGCCAGUUUUCAGUGUAACUGUGUGGAGGUUUAAUGUACUUUGUGGUCUGAUGAUAACACCAUCACCGAGGGAAGGUGUAGCACAAGUAAGAAAUAUUGUACAUUUGGUAGUGCCUUUGUCAUCUCUACCCUAGAAACUCCUGUUUUAGAAUACUAUUAUUUUUAUCCAUAAACAUACAAACCACAGUGUUUGACUUAAAAUUUACCCCACAAGUUUUCAUCCUUAAAGUGAUGAAAAAAUGUUUUGUAUAUAAAAUUACAUCUAAAAUACCAGUUUUAGUCUUAACAUUGUUUAAUUGAUAUUGUUAGCAUUGAAUCUACAGUACCAUCAACCUCAAUAGAGUUAAAGACUUACCCUGACUCUCCCUCACAGUUGACACAUCUUGGGAGGCACAAAGUAGAUUGGGUACUGCAAAGCCAUCUUCACUUCUCCUGAUUUCUUGCCACAGAUAAACAUAUAUAUGAUGUGAUAUGAUAUAUUUGUGGAGUAUCCAUAGGUUGCUACAUGUCUUAAGGAUGGCAAUGUUACUGAUAAAUUUCUUAUUUUUGUACAAAGUCCCACAAAUGUGUAGUUGUGCAAUGAUUACCAAGCAAGUGUGGUGUAGGAGCUCAUGACAGGUAUCAGAAACUUAUUUGUGAAUAUUACUGCCUUAGUGUGUGUGUGUGCAUUUUAAUAUAUAGGAAAUGAGCAGUGCUUGUGAGGUCCUGUCUCAGUCUCGAUCGAUCAAACUUAAAUUCAUUUAAGGUUUUUGACUGGGUGAACUCCCUGCCGAGGCCAUUCCACAGUUCAGUACUACCUCUGUAUGGAAACCUUUCUUAUACCAUUCAAUCACCUUAUUUCCUUCAAUUUCUAGCCCUGUCCUCUUACUGUACCCAUCUCCCAUACAAAGAUAUCUAUGAAUUUUGUAUACUCUCAUCAUUGCCCUGAACACUGCAAUCAAGUUACUUUCCUUCCUUCAAGGAUGGCAUCCCUAAGUUUUGCCUUUCUUGCCUUUAUUUAUACAAUAGAUAUAUCACUGGGGAUGGGGAUCAUCUUGGUUGGUGCUUUUUGUAUUCUCUUUUUAAGUGGAGGCCACACUAUUACUGCAUUUUUCAACAUGGGGUGCAUCAGAGUAAUAAUUUAUGAUUUCUUCAUUUGUACUGCAAUGUCACUCCUAGUUUUUCAACAGCCUAAAUGUUUCUCCUCCAAUCUUUUUAAUGGGCUUGUUCAUUUUCCAUUGAAUAACUCGGUGAUAGCGCAUCUACUUUUGCCCAUCUUCAAUAUUUUUAAUUUCCUUAUAUUGAAUUUCAUUCCCUACACUGUUCCAUAUGUACAUCCUGUCUAGAUCUUCCUACAAUAUCUUGCAAUCCCAUGUAUCUCUUAGUCUUCUCAUGAUCUUAGUAUCAUAUGCAAACAUAGUCUCCAUCUACAAUGUCGUUUGUGUAAAUUAGCAACAUUAUGGGUGCCAGCACAGAGCCCUAUGGGACUCCAUUUGUUCAUUCCCUCCACCCUGACUUCUUGUCCUCAGGCCUUGUCCACACCCAAAAAAUGUUCUGUCAGUCCCCCCUUUAUGUUCCAACUUCCCCUGUAGUUGCUUAUGGGGUACUUUAUCAAAGGCCUUGCUAGGCGCACAGUCCAUUCAUCCAUCUCUCCUGUAGCACAUCAAUCACCCUUUAGUAACUUAAAAAAUGGAGACGUGAUCUUCCACUUCUGAAUCCAAAUACUCUAAGAAAGCACUUGGGUCUCCUCCAGAUAGUUUGUCAGUCUGCUUUGUAAAAUUUAUUUACAUUUUUUGCCAUCACACUAGUCAGGGACACCAGUCCUUAUUCCCUCCUUAGUGUAUUGGUACCACGUUGCCCCUCAUCCAUUCUCAUUUGUGUGUAAAUAUGUAUAUGAAUAAUAUUCAGGUUGUUUUAUAUAGGUAGUAAAUGGUGAAGAAAGGUUUUCAGUUUAUCUUUUUGACACUAAGAGUUUCAGCAUUUUGUAUUGCCCUGUACCAAUAAUACCUGGAGGGUAAUCAGAGCAAAUCCACUGCACAUCGUUUGAAUUCAUGUGCUGAAAACAAGGUUUAAUAAACAAACCAUUUCA